Messenger RNA from Striga hermonthica, 253 nucleotides. The record is from the annotation of a GenBank genome assembly. NCBI's taxonomy places the organism in Eukaryota, Viridiplantae, Streptophyta, Magnoliopsida, Lamiales, Orobanchaceae.
GAAAUUGUACUACUGAAAAAUGAAGCUGAUCGGAUGUUGAACGAACAUGCUAGCAUGGAAAGCAAACUGAAGGCAAACUUUGCUGAGUUGAACCGAACUGCAGAAGUUGUUCGAAAACUGAACAAGGGAAAAGCAGACCUGAAUGAACUACUUUCCUUGGGAAGACAACAUGGAGAUCUAACUGGAAUAGGGUACACUGGUAGGGAAGACAUUCCUGAGACCUCAACUGGAGCUUCAAAUGUAAAACAUACCU